Phyllopteryx taeniolatus (common seadragon) is the source of this 2683-nucleotide messenger RNA. RefSeq names its product melanophilin a (gene mlpha). Gene Ontology annotation, molecular function: actin binding; myosin binding; small GTPase binding. The coding region runs from base 620 to 2077 and encodes 485 amino acids. Gene Ontology annotation, biological process: intracellular protein transport. The transcript is spliced from 16 exons. The record is from RefSeq and is a predicted model, not a curated record. Lineage: Eukaryota; Metazoa; Chordata; Actinopteri; Syngnathiformes; Syngnathidae. Gene Ontology annotation, cellular component: cortical actin cytoskeleton.
GGAAGAAGUUACCUCAUCAUGGACCAUAAACUGGAUUUGUCUCGUCUGACCGACGAAGAAGCGAAACAUGUCUGGGAGGUGAUUCAACGUGACUUUAACCUGCGGAAGAACGAGGAAGAUCGACUAGGGACCUGAAGUGGGCGACCAACAUCGCCGUCCUCAAAAAGGCCCAGCAGAUGAUGUACUUCCUGCGGCUUCUGAGAAAGCAUGGCCUUCCACAGGAGCUGCUGAGGCAGUUCUACACAGCGGUCAUCAAAUCAGUACUGUGUUCUUCCAUCACAGUCUGGUUUGGUGCUGCUACAAAAAAGGACAAACUCCGACUGCAACGGACAAUCAAAACUGCUGAAAGGAUUGUCGGUACCCCCCUACCCACCCUUGAGGACUUGCACGCUGCCAGAACUAAGACAAGAGCGUGCAAAAUCCUCUGGGACCCUCCACAUCACGGUCACCAGCUCUUCCAGCUCCUUCCCUCAGAAAAUUGAAGGACUCCAUCCAGAAGGAAGACACCAAGCGUGAGCUGCUGGGCUCAUCGAACAACUUGGCCGACUCGUUGUGUAUCCGCUGCCUGCAGCCCUUUAAGUUCCUGGUGAACAGCAAGCGGCAGUGCCUGGACUGCCGCAUGUUUAUCUGCAAGUCAUGCAGCCGCUACAACAAGAAGGAGCACGGCUGGGUGUGUGACAACUGCCGCAUGACCAGGGUUCUGAAGAUCGGCACCCUGGGGUGGUACCAUGACAACAUCCGCAACCGUUUUAAGCGCUUCGGCAGUGCCAAAGUGAUGAGGUCACUAUACAAGAGGUUGAAUGGAGACGGUGGCCGAGAUGAUGACACUCAGAGCAUGCCCGAUGUCCGCAACAACCACUACAACACUAACGAUGAGGAUCAAGGAGAAAUUGAGGCACAGCGAUACAAAUCGAUGCGUAAAAAUAAACGCCUGCUGUCAGUUCAUCCAUUUGACUUUGACUCAGAGGACAAUUUCACCUAUUCAAGGCGCCCAUCAGUGCAGCAAAUUCAGGAGGAUCGAGCAUACAAGAAUGAUGGAGAAUACGAAUCCCUGCAGCGAAUGAAUCGCAGGAGAAGUCUGGAUCGUUACGCGAUGAGAACUGAUGAUUAUGGUGAGAAUCGUAUGGUUCGGACUCGAUCUUUGUCCAAGAUCAGCUCGAUGGCUCGUCAGCAGUACAUCGACACAUCUGAUGAGGAAGAGUGUCAGAAGUUUCCUCCAAUGUAUCAGCCACCCCACCACCGCCGCCGCAACAGCCGGGCCUCAUCUCAGGAGAACCUGGGCCAAACCCCUCCAAUAAAUGAGUUGAACAAACGCAUGUCUGCCAUCGAGGGUCUGCUGAAUCGUUUGGAGGAGAAGAUGUCACCUGCCGAUAAGGCGUCUGGGUCAUCAGGACAGAACGAGGAAGAGAAGUUGAUGAAGAAGUUGACCGAGCUCGCAGGGAACCUAGGCAACAAACGCUUGUCAUCAGAUGACGAGGCGGACAAGAAGACCUUUUCGGGAGGAAAAAGUAUCGGUGGCAGCAGGGCAGUGGCCACCCUGGACUCUAUGAAGGAUCUGAGCUCAUCCAGCGAUGACGUCCCAAGUGAAGCACAGAAGAGAUCGACCGCCGCCGCCCUCUGUGACCUCACCACUGAGGCCCUGAGAACCAUUAAUGCUACAGAAAAUGCGAUGAUUGAGUUCGGCCUGUCAGAGCCGGUCGACAGAACCCACAUGUUAGGGACUGAUGCUAAACAAGCCGAUGAGGCGUUCAGGCAACUUGAGGAAAAUGUGUACAUCGCCACCGGGCAGUCGUACGAACUGGAAACGAAGCUGCGGCGACUCGAGCAAAGUGCCAAAAAUCGCUUCGGAGGGACAACAGAUUCCGAGCUUUCCGAGCUGGAAGACGUGGUGGCGCUGACUGCUGCCAGGAUGCAAAGUGCUGAAAGCGAAGUAUCUGAUAUCGAAAGUAAGAUUGCAGCUCUGAGAGCCGCAGGAUCCAAGAAGAAGGUUUCUGGAUCACAGAGGAAAAAGUCUAGUCAAGAGCAAAUUGCCAAAUCUGAAAGAAAUGGAGCUGCAAGGAAAUCCAACAUCUCUUGAACCAGGAAGUUUCUUCUGCUCAGUUAGGGCUCAAAGGUUUUAAAGCCUUUUUUUCCUCUCCUUGGUCUUUUCAAGGAACUCAUUGAAAUGAAAUGAUAAAAAUAUAAAUGUUUAGCAUAUCCAGUAUUUGCAACAUUUAGAACCUUUAAAUUGUUCAGAUUAUAAUAUGUUCCAGAAUCAAAACUAUAAGAUGAUUUAAAAAUGUAAACACUUGCAGAGAUUUAUUGAAAUGGGACUAUGACUGUUGUUGAUAUGGCUGUUGUUGUGCCCAUUGUUCUCUCGAAACCUUUAAUCCUAUUUUGUCUCGAUAUGCACCGUCUGUCCUUCUACUCUGUCUGUGCAUUUCAAUCUCUGUUGUAAAUUAGGGCUAUAAAAAUAAAAUUGACUUAAAAAGUGUUACAUAUUGAUAUUUAUCUGUUUUCUACCUUGUUAAAUUGUUGUUGAAAUCAUUAACACAAUCUAUGUCUUCACAUAUCAUGAAUUAUUAAUAAUAUGAUUAAAAGUAUUUUGAGCAAAUUUGUUAUUUCAGAAGUGUGUAUCACUGGUAGCACUGUGGAUUAAUCAGUACCUAAGAAGUAGAUCUUAGUUUCAAAAAGGUUGGUGACC